Eutrema salsugineum is the source of this 2181-nucleotide messenger RNA. RefSeq names its product protein SUPPRESSOR OF GENE SILENCING 3. The record is from RefSeq and is a predicted model, not a curated record. Gene Ontology annotation, biological process: defense response to virus; regulatory ncRNA-mediated gene silencing. NCBI's taxonomy places the organism in Eukaryota, Viridiplantae, Streptophyta, Magnoliopsida, Brassicales, Brassicaceae. Bases 109 to 2025 code for a protein of 638 amino acids. The transcript is spliced from 6 exons.
CAUUUGUUAUUUCGUCUUCACUCUCUUCUUUCUCCCCACACUUACCUUCGCAGUACUCUCACUCUCCGGCGCUUAAUCUCGCAAUUUCCGUCGUUUUCUCUGUUCGAAAUGAGUGCUUGGGCUGAUCCAAAGUCUAAGGGAAAGAACGUCGCUCAGGGUGGUUCUAACCCAGAGGUCGAACAGUUGGUGCAAGGUUUUGCUGGGACGAAUCUGGCUCCUUCGCAAGAUGAUGGAGGAGAAUGGGAGUUCAUCUCCAAAAAGAACAAGAACAAAGCUGAAAAAGCUUGGGCUUCUCAUAACCAGAACCCUCCUAGAGCUUGGAGCGGUCAGCAACAAGGGAGGGGCAAUCAGCAACAAGGGAGAGGCAAUCAGCAACAAGGGAGAGGCAAUCAUGUGACUGGGAGAGGUAACGCCAAUGGUCGGGGAACUCAAGCUACUGAUUCGAGGGUCUCUACCGGUCGAGGAACUGGUCGGGGACAAGCACUGAACAGAGGGUAUGGUAACAACUAUGUCGCUCCGCCACCUGUAGUUCGCCCUCCUUUAGAAGGAGGAUGGAAUUGGCAGUCUAGAGCAGGUGCUGCUCGGCACACUGUUCCGCAGGAGAUCCCGGACGAGGAUGAUGAUGUGGAGAAUGUUUCUGAGGAAGAGGAGGAUGAUUGCGAUGGUUUGGAUGAUUCUGAUGAAGACCUUGUGAGUGAUGAGUAUGACUCGGAUGUGAGUCAACAGAGCCAUGAGACACGGAAGCAGAACAAAUGGUUCAAAAAGUUUUUCGACAGCUUGGAUAGCUUGUCUAUCGAGCAGAUAAAUGAACCACAGAGGCAGUGGCAUUGUCCAGCUUGUCAGGGCGGGCCUGGUGCUAUUGACUGGUACAACCUGCAGCCACUUCUAGCUCAUGCGAGGACAAAGGGAGCUAGAAGAGUUAAGCUCCAUAGGGAACUGGCUGAAGUCCUAGACAAGGAUCUGCAGAUGAGAGGAGCAACUGUCAUUCCGUCUGGUGAAAUUUUCGGGCAGUGGAAGGGUUUGGGUGCGGAUGAAAAGGAUCAUGAGAUUGUCUGGCCGCCAAUGGUAAUCAUUAUGAACACCAGACUGGACAAGGACGAUAAUGAUAAGUGGCUAGGUAUGGGCAACCAAGAGCUACUGGAGUACUUCAACGAGUAUCCUGCUAUUAGAGCACGUCAUUCCUAUGGUCCACAGGGCCACCGUGGGAUGAGUGUUCUGAUCUUUGAGAACAGUGCCACUGGCUAUUUUGAGGCUGACCGCCUGCACAGGGACUUAGUUGAGCAAGGGUUAGAUAGAAACGCCUGGGACCGUCGGCGCAAUUUGUUUACUGGAGGAGUUCGCCAACUAUAUGGCUUCCUUGCAACCAAGCAAGAUCUGGACGUAUUCAAUCAGCACUGUCGAGGCAAAACGAUGCUGAAAUUCGAGAUGAAGUCAUACCAGGAGAAUGUUGUGAAGGAGCUGAGGCAGAUCGCUGAGGACAAUCAGCAGCUAAACUGGUACAAGAACAAGGUUACUAAACAAAUGAACCACAAAAAGGUGCUUGAGGAGUCUCUGGGAAUCUUAAGCGAGAAGCUGCGUAAAUCAGCAGAGGAUUAUCGUAUCGUGAGACAGAGAACAAAGAUGCAGCAUGAGCAUAACAGAGAGGAGAUGGAUUUGCAAGACAAGUUUUUCAAAGAAGCAUUCAAACGGAUACAUGAGGAGAGAGAUGCAAAGGAGGAGAUUUUCGAGAAGUUGCAGCAGCAGGAACGUGCUAAGGUUGUAGAGCAGCAGCAAAAGAACGCAAAUCCCUCCAGCAAAGAUGAAUUACGAAAGAGAGCUGAGGAGGUUUCUAGCUUCAUAGCGUUUCAAGAGAAAGAGAUGAAGGAGUUUGUGGAGGAGAGGGAGAAGCUCAUAGAGGAGCAAGAGAAGAAGAUGGCAGAGAUGAAGAAGAGGCAUUAUGAGGAGAUGCUUGAUCUGGAGAGAGAGUUUGAUGAGUCUUUGGAGGAGCUCAUGAACAAGCACGGCCUUCAGGAUGCAGAUGACUGAGACCAGUCUGGUUUUUGUUUAAGAGAAAGACUAUUCUUCUCCAUUUUAGUAGGAAACAUUUAAGGAGACUUGAGAUUAGUACUCUCCAAGUGACCAAAACCUAUUUUGAUAACUAUUUUGUUUUGGUAAAUCUCGUAUGAAAGUUUAGGCAUAUAA